Molecule: messenger RNA, 5511 nt
Organism: Uranotaenia lowii
Lineage: Eukaryota; Metazoa; Arthropoda; Insecta; Diptera; Culicidae
Exons: 5
Coding region: 1-5511 (1836 amino acids)
Biological process (GO): DNA integration
Molecular function (GO): nucleic acid binding
Source: RefSeq, a predicted model, not a curated record
AUGCAGCUGUUAGAAAAUGAUCGGAUUUACCAGGAAAAGAAGAUUCUCAUGGAGUGUCAGCUGGAAGAAAAGCGCCGGCAGCAGGAGAGGGAGCUACAGGAAUUUCGGCUAGCUCAAGAAAAACAGAUGCUGCAGAAGCAGCUCGACGAGGAUGUUGCCUUCAGGAGGAAACAACAAGCACUACGGGAAGAUUUCGAGCGUCAGAGUGAAGACAUGGUUGAACCAAACCGAUCCAGCUAUCAUCGAUGCUGGUGGUCAUCCAAAACCGAAGAUAACGAGAACAUUUCCCGAUUAUCUCUCUCUCCAUCGAAGCAGUUUGUUACGAAGAGCUACUCUGCCGUGCCCGAACUGAUGCAACCCAAGUUCCAUCAUCCGAAUCCCAAAUCGAGCAACACAAGUUCCAGUAACUCUGAACCCGACGCUGCACACCAAGCUUCAUCGAUGGUAGCCGAUGCCAAUUUACCUUCAGGACCAACUAAGGCACAGUUGACUGCUCGUCGAGGACUCUCGUGGAAGUUACCUAUCUUUAGCGGCAGAUCGGAAGAGUGGCCGCUAUUUAUCAGCGCGUUUAAUAACUCCACUCAAGCUUGCGGGUUUUCCAACCAAGAUAAUUUGGUUCGACUUCAGGAGUGCCUGAAAGGCCCUGCACUCGAGUCAGUUCGCAGCAGACAGAUGUUCCCCUCAGCUGUACCGAAAAUUAUCGAAAAGCUGCGAGAGUUUUAUGGUCGUCCGGAGCAGCUGAUUCACACGAUGCUCAGCAAGGUGCGCAGAGUCACUUCCCCGAAAACCGAGCGCCUAGAAACGUUCAUUCCAUUUGGAAUUGCUGUACAGGAACUGUGCGAUCAUUUGGAGGCAGCCGGACUCAACGAUCACCUAGUUAAUCCGACACUCAUCCAAGAGUUGAUCGAUAAACUGCCAGCUACGACUAAGCGAGAGUGGGUGCAGUAUAAACGUUUCCAGACAACAGUUACAUUGCGUACGUCUGCUGACUUUAUUUCGAUCAUUGUGUCGGAAGCAAACGAAGUAACGUUGUUUGUGGAUGUCAAGUUCCAAGACAAGUCACCCGAAAAGAUGAAGCCGAGGGAGAAAGGUUUCAUACACACACAUUCAAACCCCCCUCCCAAGAAAUUUGGCAUGCCUUCGGAAUCUUGUAGGGUGUGCAAAACCGAAAUCCAUCGGAUCCGAAACUGCGACUUAUUUCGCAGUAUGACUCUGGCGGAGCGAGUGAAGCUGAUGGCUCAAUGGAAGCUAUGCGAGAGGUGUCUAAACGCCCACGAAGGUUGGUGCCGUUUUAAAAUAACCUGCAACGUUGGAUCCUGUAGGCUCCAUCAUCAUCCGUUGGUUCAUCGUGACGUGAACAGAGUUCCCAACAUUCAGCAACCUCUUCCGGGCCAAUUGAAUGCUCAUUCCGGACAACCAAUGUCAGUAAUUUUUAGAAUUAUUCCAGUGACAUUAUUUUACGGUUCCAAACACAUCAGAACUUGGGCAUAUUUGGAUGAAGGGUCCUCCAUGACACUAAUUGAGGAUGAUCUCGUUCAAGAGUUGGGAGCCACUGGCACACCCCAGCCUUUGGUACUUCAGUGGACGGCGAAUAUUGUGCGAACGGAGGCUGCAUCGAAAUGUGUUUCGCUUGAAAUAGCAGGUGAUCCGAAUAUGGAAAAAUUUGAGCUCAAAAACGCACACACUGUUAAAAAACUACACCUCUCGAAGCAGCGCAUCAACUUUGAAGAUAUCGUCAACCAGCAUCGUCAUCUACAAGGUUUAGCGAUAGAAAAUCAAAACGCCGACGAGCCCAGAUUACUGAUCGGCCUGAACAACGCUUUUCUACUAGCACCAGUGGAAGCUCGUGUCGGAAAACCGAAUGCACCUAUUGGUGUGCGGUCUCAUUUAGAAUUGCACGAUCGCAUGAAAGAGUUUUUUUGUGAUGAGAAAUUGGAUGCUGUUGUUAAUAUAUUGCCGGAAUCUGAAGAUUCGCGAAGGGCGCGUGAUAUUUUAGAACGUACUACGAUCAAAGUGGAUGGUCGAUACGAAACCGGGUUAAUCUGGAAGUCGGAUGACAUAAAGCUACCAAACAACUACUCGAUGGCGGAAAACCGAUGGCGAAGUUUCGCUCGUCGCCUUCAGAAGAACCCGAUGCUCGAGCAAGCGGUGCACCAACAGAUGGCGUUGUAUGUGUCGAAAAAUUACGCUCACAAAGCGAGCCCUAAGGAACUGGCUGAAGCACCCACGGAUAGGAUUUGGUACUUGCCGUUAAAUGUCGUCUUAAAUCCUAAAAAACCCAACAAAAUCCGUCUCGUUUGGGACGCAGCAGCGGAAUUCGGUGGAACCUGUUUGAACUCAGCAUUAUUACCAGGUCCAGACCUUCUUACCUCACUACCUGCGGUCAUCCAGCGAUUUCGAGAGCGGGCGGUAGGAUUUGGUGCGGACAUUACCGAAAUGUACCAUCAAAUUCGAAUGCGAUCUGACGACAAGCAUUCGCAACGAUUCUUGUACGGAAAAACAACAACACUCAAACCUGAUAUCUACAUCAUGGAUGUGUGUACAUUCGGCUCGGCUUGCUCCCCUGCGUCUGCGCAACAUGUUAAGAACUACAACGCCACACAGUUUGCCCACGUAUUCCCAGAAGCAACGAGAGCCAUUUCUCAACGUCAUUACGUCGAUGAUUAUUUCGACUGCACCAACACCGAGCAAGAGGCUAUCCUACAAGCAAAGCAGGUGAGAUACAUCCACGAACAAGCAGGUUUCUCUCUGCACGGGUGGAUUUCGAAUUCGACGACGGUAUUACGAGCUCUCGGAGUAGAUUCGUGCUCGGGCGAAGUUUCGUUAGGCGACAACCAUUGCAAGUCCGAGCGAAUGUUGGGAAUAAAAUGGAAAACACAAACAGACGUCUUCACUUUUUCUACCGUUGUACGCGAUGAUUUGUUUCCAUUCAUUUUCUCGGGUCGACGUCCUACCAAACGCAUAGCUCUGAGUGGAAUUAUGAGCUUAUUCGAUCCGCUUGGGCUGUUGGCGCCGUUCACCGUACACGGCAAACUUUUGAUGCAGGACUUAUGGCGCGCAGGGUGUGAGUGGGAUCAAGAAAUCAACGACGAAUGUUUUUCUAAAUGGUGCCGCUGGACCGCACUGCUGCCCCAAAUCGACGCAGUGGAAAUUCCCCGCUGCUACCUAAAGGAGAACUCUGCAACGAUAUACAGUCACUUGGAGCUGCAUACUUUCGUCGAUGCUUCCGAGCAGGCAUACGGAGCCGUUUGCUAUUUUCGAAUGCCUGUUGACAGCGGAUGGAAUUGUGCUCUUGUGAUGGCUAAAACUAAAGUGGCUCCGCUGAAGCAGCAGUCGAUCCCUCGGAUGGAGCUCGAGGCAGCUGUUUUGGGAUCUCAUCUUGCCAAUACUGUUGAAUCCAACCACGACCUUAAAAUAACGAAGAGAGUGUUCUGGACUGACUCUCGCACCGUGCUCUCGUGGAUUCGCUCGGACCAACGACGAUACAAACCGUUCGUCGCUUUCCGGAUUGGUUCGAUUCUACACGAGACGAAAGUGGACGAAUGGAAGUGGGUACCUUCGAAGUCAAAUAUUGCUGACAUCCUCACAAAGUGGACGAAUGGGCAUUCAAUUUCAUCCGAUGAUUCCUGGUUCCGAGGACCGAGCCUAUUAUUUCAACACGAAACCGAGUGGCCAGCGCAGGCUUUGCCGGAUGCCAACGUAAAAGAAGAACUUCGGGUAUGUCACCUUUACCAUGCAGCCGUGAUAGAUGAUCCGAUUAUUGAUGUAACCCGAAUAUCCAAGUGGAACGUACUAUUGAAAACACUGUGCUGUGUCUAUCGUUUCAUCUCAAAUGUUCGCCGAAGUCGUCAAGGAAAGUCCAUCGAAACUGUCAUCGCAACACCGAAACUGAAAACCAUCGUACUAAAAUCAAUGAAUUCUGAGGAAAUUCCGCUCAAACAGGAGGAGUUCAGCUUUGCCGAAAUCGUUCUCUGGAAAAUCGCUCAGCGGCUACAAUUUGGCGACGAAAUUACGAUUCUUGUGAGAAACCAGACACUUCCGAAAGAAAAUUGGUCCAAAUUGGAAAAAUCCAGCACUUUGUAUAAGUUGGAUCCAUUUAUCGACGAGCACGGCGUGUUGCGAGUAAAUGGUAGAACUUUGACUGCAGAUUUUCUUCCAUACGACUCGAAAUUUCCGAUCAUCCUCCCGAAAGGGCAUGAUGUCACUAAUCACAUCCUUGCGUUCUACCAUCAAAGUUACGGGCAUGCAAAUAGGGAAACUGUCGUCAAUGAGGUUCGCCAAAGAUUCUUCAUUCCAAACCUACGAGCAAACAUAGCGUGGGUGAUGAAACAAUGUCAGUGGUGCAGAGUGAUGAAGUCUAAGCCACAGCCCGCUCGAAUGGCCCCGCUUCCCAUCGAACGUCUCACUCCUGUUAUGAGACCCUUCAGCUACGUCGGAGUUGACUACUUCGGACCCGUGAAUGUGACCGUUGGCAGGCGAGUCGAAAAACGCUGGAUCGUGCUUUUUUGUUGUUUGAGUAUUCGUGCAAUCCACCUCGAAGUCGCGUACAAACUGGAUACGGAUUCGUGCAUCAUGGCUAUCAGGAGAUUUGUUCUACGACGUGGCCCUCCGAUAGCUUUUUUCUCCGACAACGGAACAAAUUUCAAGGCAGCAAGUAAGGAGUUGGAAUUCCAAAUUAAAUGCAUCGACACUGCUUGCGCUAAUGUUUUUACCAAUGCGCGAACUCGAUGGAGCUUCAACCCGCCCUCGGCUCCCCACAUGGGGGGAGUAUGGGAGCGAUUGGUGCGUUCUGCUAAGGAGACUAUGAAAGCGUUAACAACUGAAACCAGAAUGAACGACGAAGUUCUGCUCACUGUGAUUGCCGAAUCUGAGGAGAUUAUAAAUGCCCGUCCGCUGGUCUACGUGCCUCAAGAUUCUGCCAAUGCCGAAGCUAUCACGCCGAACCAUUUCACCCGAGGUAGUUCUUCAGGUUUAAAGGAUCCUUCAAUCGCUCCGACUAACCAAGCUGCAGCCUUACGGAGUUUAUACAAGCGAUCUCAGUUCAUAGCGGACGAGCUCUGGAAACGAUGGCUCAAGGAAUACAUUCCUUCUUUGAAUGUUCGAACGAAGUGGUUGGAGGAAGCAAAGCCGUUGCGAAAGGGAGAUUUGGUAUUCAUCACCGACGACUUGAAGCGGAAUGGAUGGAUUCGUGGGCAGAUAGAGGAUGUCAUCCUUGGCAGAGACGGACAGGUGCGACAAGCGUGGGUACGCACAUCAACAGGCGUCUACAAGCGUCCAGUGGUAAAAUUAGCUGUAAUUGAGGUAGGAAGUUUUGAAAAUUCAUUGAUCUUCCACAAGGUGAAAAUAGUUCCAACAGCACGCAUCGUCAUCUCCCUGCCAUGUUCGGCUGGAGCACAUUUGCUGUGCAAACGACUAAAGUGUUUCCGAGAAAAGGUAGACGUAGAGAUCAAUUUCGUGCUUGUCGAGAUUUAUCCUCCUAAGAACUUGCUGCGGGGCGAGGAUUGCGUUUAA